Molecule: messenger RNA, 796 nt
Organism: Pseudocercospora fijiensis CIRAD86
Lineage: Eukaryota; Fungi; Ascomycota; Dothideomycetes; Mycosphaerellales; Mycosphaerellaceae
Exons: 4
Coding region: 56-553 (165 amino acids)
Biological process (GO): positive regulation of translational termination; positive regulation of translational elongation
Molecular function (GO): translation elongation factor activity; ribosome binding; RNA binding
Source: RefSeq, a predicted model, not a curated record
CCCCAUCACUCACUACAUCACUUUCCGCUCACUAAUACCAGACCACACCGCCAACAUGUCUGCCGACCCAAAUGACGCCCAGCAUGAGCACACCUUCGAGAGCGCCGAUGCUGGCGCCUCUGCCACCUUCCCAAUGCAGUGCUCUGCUUUGAGGAAGAACGGCCACGUCGUCAUCAAGAACCGCCCAUGCAAGAUCGUCGACAUGUCCACCUCCAAGACCGGCAAGCACGGUCACGCCAAGGUCCACUUGGUCGCCAUCGACAUCUUCACCGGCAAGAAGUUGGAAGAUCUGUCUCCAUCUACCCACAACAUGGAGGUUCCAAACGUCUCGCGCCGCGAGUACCAGCUUCUUGAUAUCACUGAUGACGGUUUCCUCUCCCUCAUGUCUGACGAUGGCUCCACCAAGGACGAUGUCAAGGUUCCAGAGGGCGAGGCUGGUGAGAAGAUCAACAAGCUCUUCCGUGAGGAGGAGAAGGACACCAACGUCAUCAUUCUCACUGCUAUGGGUGAGGAGGCCUGCAUUGAUGCCAAGGAAGCUCCAAAGGGUUCUUAAGCGGCCUGCAGCAUGAGUGCGCGGCGAUCCAUCAUUUUAUACGAGCGCUUACAGGGAAAGCCGGGGGCAUUUCAUCAUGAUAUACGCAGCAAUGAAAUGCGGCAUGGUCGGUGUUGUGGAAGCGAACAAUCUUCGCUAGGAUUAUUGUCAUGUGUGCUUCUGCGCGAGCGUCUCGGCUCGUGGAAAGUAUCUAUGAGAGUAGGCAUGAUGAAUGAGGUCGUUGCGACCAAAAGUUUCCUUUCG